CUAUACAGCACAGCUGCAUAAGCCUUCGAAUUUACUUUACAAGUACACAUAUUGUACCUUUGUGCAACUGGAAGCAUUUUAUCUUCUUCUACCUUGCAGUUGUUGGCGAUCAGAGACAGCAACAAGGUGAAGGUCGCAGUUCGAAUUCUCUUUUAGCACUUUUGGAUCCCCCAGAUCUAAAUUUUUUCUUCUGUAUGCUAAUACAAACAAAAGAGAACAAACUCAUGCAACUGAGCGACGGAAACUGAUAGAUGGUUGUGAAUUUUUAUAUCCGAGUAUUCAACCAUUGAUCAUGACUGUAUCGUCUGUCUCUGCCGACGACCGCUCUGCCACACUUAGCGGUGGAGGUUACCGAGAUGCGGAGGCACUAUUCCGUUCGAAACCGAUUUCCCAAAUUCGGAAUGUGGAAGCCACAACAAGAAAACAGAUUCAGGACAAGAAGGAGGAGCUCCGCCAAUUGGUCGGAAACCGCUACAGAGACCUCAUUGACUCCGCCGACUCAAUCGUCCUCAUGAAGUCUUCGUGCGAGUCCAUCUCUUCUAAUGUAGCUUCUAUCCAAAGUAACAUUCUCUCCCUCUCUUCAUCUCCUGUAUCAGAAACCCCCAAAUUUACCAACUCUAACCCCGUCCGCAUCCGAAUCUACGGGAUCGCCUGUCGCGUCAAGUAUUUAGUUGACACUCCUGAGAACAUCUGGGGAUGCCUCGAUGAGUCCAUGUUUCUGGAAGCGGCCGGAAGAUAUAUUCGUGCCAAGCACGUGCACUACAAUCUUAUGCAGGCCAACAAUGCUAAUGCUGAAUGGGAUCACACCAAGAUCUUAUCCAAUUUUCCUCUUUUGCAACAUCAGUGGCAGAUCGUUGAGAGCUUCAAGGCCCAGAUUUCACAGCGGAGUCACGAGAGGUUGUUGGAUCCGGACCUCGACGUUGGGGCCUAUGCUGAUGCUUUGGCUGCAGUUGCUGUCAUUGAUGAAUUAGACCCCAAGCAGGUACUUAGUUUGUUUCUAGAUACUAGAAGGUCUUGGAUUUUACAGAAAUUAGCUGCUUUUGGCUGUAAUGAUAAUAAUGCUGCCUUAGGCGAGGCUGUGGUUUCUGUGUUUUGUGAAUUUUUGAAGAUCAUUCAGGUUAGUAUAGGGCAAGUAGGCGAGCUAUUUUUGCAAGUUUUGAAUGAUAUGCCUCUGUUUUACAAAGUUAUCUUGUGUUCUCCUCCCGCCUCUCAAUUGUUCGGUGGAAUUCCUUAUCCAGAUGGGGAGGUGAGGUUGUGGAAAUUGUUUAGGGAAAAACUGGAGUCUGUAAUAGUCACUCUUGAUAAAGAGUACAUCGCAAGGACUUGUAUGACUUGGUUGAGAGACUGUGGUGGAGUGGUUGUCAGUAAGAUUAAUGGCAAGCACCUGAUUGAUUCUAUUGCCACUGGUGGAGAGCUUGCAUUGGCUGAAAAGUUAAUAAGAGAGACCAUGGACAGUAAACAAGUUUUGCAGGGGAGUUUGGACUGGCUCAAGAGUGUUUUUGGAUCAGAGAUUGAGUUGCCUUGGAGUAGGAUCCGGGAGUUAGUUCUAGAAGAUGACUCAGAUCUCUGGGAUGAGAUAUUUGAAGAUGCUUUUGUUAAGAGGAUGAAAACCAUUAUCGCCUCUGCAUUUGAGGAUUUGGCAAGAGGUAUCAAUGUGGAGGACUCCAUUUGUGCAAUUGGAGAGACACCUGGUGAACAUGUCGAUUUUCAGGCUUACUUGAACAGACCUUCCACAGGUGGUGGGGUUUGGUUCAUUGAACCCAAUGCAAAGAAGUAUAAUCCAGUAUUAGGUCACAAGGCAUCACCUGAAGAAAAUGAUUUCCAAAGUUGUCUCAGUGCCUAUUUUGGCCCUGAAGUUAGUUGUAUUAAAGAUGCAGUGGAUAGCCGCUGUCAAAAUGUUCUCGAGGAUAUGCUCAGUUUCUUAGAAUCUCCAAAGGCAGUAGUCAGGUUGAAAGAUUUGGGACCUUUUCUACAAGAUAAAUGUUAUGAUAGCAUGUCAUCCAUAUUGGCAGAGCUAAAGAGCGAUCUUGAUAAUUUAUUCUCUGCCAUGGGAAAUACCAGCAGUGGAAAUCAAUCCGUGCCUCCUGCUAUAGUUGUUGAGAGAUCUCUCUUUAUUGGGAGGCUGUUGUUUGCGUUUCAGAACCACACAAAACACAUUCAAGUCAUACUUGGUCCUCCAAGGUUUUGGGCAAAGGAUACCAUGGCUCAAGUGUUUGAUAAGUUGCCAUCUGUGUUGAGGCAAUCUAGAGUGGUCACUGAUUGUCCUAGUGCUGAUGGUCAAAGCAGGCAAAUGCCCUCUGGCUCUAGACGACAGACUUCCUCUGCUAUUGCAGCUUUGCUUGGAGCAAAUGAAAAUGCAAGCCCAAAACUUGAAGAACUAGCCAGAACUACCAGGGAUCUUUGCAUCAGAGCUCACAAUUUGUGGAUAUAUUGGUUAUCUGAUGAACUUUCAACUAUUCUUGCUCGGGAUCUUGGUAAGGAUGAUGGGUUGUCAGCGACAAUCCCUUUGAGGGGCUGGGAUGAGACAGUCGUCAAGCAUGAUCAAUCUGAUGAGAACCAAUCUGAAAUGAAGAUCUCACUUCCGUCCAUGCCUUCUCUCUAUAUAAUUUCUUUUCUGUUCCGAGCAUGUGAGGAAAUCCAUAGGAUUGGGGGACAUGUACUUGACAAAUCUAUUCUGCAAAAGUUUGCAUUAAGACUGCUGGAAAAGCUUAUUGAAAUUUACGAGGACUUCCUUUCUCAUGUAUCUCAAGUGUCAGAGAAAGGAGUUCUGCAAAUUCUGUUAGAUCUGAAAUUUGCUGCAGAUGUUCUCUCGGGGGGUGAUACCAAUAUUACUGAGGAUUUAUCUAAAAGUCCUGCGGUGAAGAUUUCUUUUAGAAGGAAGCAGGAACAAAAACAAAUGAAGUCAGUCUUUAGAGCACGCAUUGAUGGGUUAAUCAAUCAUUUUUCACAAAAUUUGGAUCCAAUAGACUGGCUCACGUAUGAGCCAUACCUCUGGGAGAAUGAGAGACAGUCAUAUCUACGACAUGCAGUUCUUUUUGGAUUCCUUGUGCAACUGAAUCGGAUGUACACAGAUACUGUGCAGAAACUGCCUUCUAAUCCAGAGUCAAAUAUCAUGAGAUGCUCUACUGUUCCUCGUUUUAAAUACCUUCCAAUCAGUGCGCCAGCAUUGUCUUCAAGAGGAACAGCUAAGCCAUCUAUUCCGGCAGCUUCAGAUGAUAUCUCUUCAAGAAGUUCUUGGAAAGCCUACACCAACGGGGAGUUCUCCCAAAAGAUUGAUUUGGAUGACAACUCAAGUUUUGGUGUAGCAGCACCAAUUUUGAAGUCUUUUAUGCAGGUUGGCAGCAGGUUUGGAGAGAGCACUCUAAAGUUGGGGUCCAUAUUAACUGAUGGGCAAGUAGGCAUAUUCAAAGACCGAUCAGCUGCUGCCAUGUCAACGUUUGGUGAUAUUUUACCUGCUCAAGCUGCUGGUCUUCUUUCAUCCUUCACUGCUACCAGAUCAGACCUCUAAUGUCCACUGAAUUUCUGUCCUCUUCUUUCUCCCACUUAGUUGCGUACUUUAUCCAAUAAAGAGCACUAAGAAAAUACUCAAACAUAGGGAUGUUAUGGCGCAGAGAUUGAAAUAACCUUUGAUCCUGUGGAAAAGUUAUCCAUUAUGGUACAUGGAUAUUGAAUGAGAAGGUUCACUAGUGAAUCAAGAGGGGGCACUGCGAGACUAUAGAGAAAUGGUUAUAUAUAUAUGAAGAAAGAUAGAAAAUAAAGAAUUUUAAACAGCGCGUGUAGGAAUGAUACGAUGCAAAUAUUUUUCUCAAUCUAUAUUGUGUAUUAAGUGAUAAAAGUAACAUGGUUUGAAGAAUAUGAGGUUUGCAUCUGGAGUUAUCUUGUAUAUAGGAACUAUUGUCUCUACAACUAUCAUAAAAAAGAACGGGGAAGCUGUAAAGUUUAAGUGAAAUUAUAUCUAAUCUGAGGUCAUGGCAUUGGAGCUGAAUAACUAAAAGUGGUCUGUCUUGUUUUGUUUCCCACUCCUGCAGAUGUGGUUUGCGUGGAUCGCAUGGCUUGUCCCAACAGAUAUUUUCUUGCACUUGUUGGCUUAAUCUUGCAGAAAACUUUGGGCAUUGAACUUUUGCUUGGUGGGUAUGGUGGAUAUGGUGGAUAUGGUCUGCAUCCCGGUCUCAUCGUUCAAUCAGAAUGUGGUGAAGAAAGGAUUUUUGAGGAGAAGCAUUUUGUUUUGAUGUUGAAAACGGGUCUAGACUCUAGAUUAAUGACCCACUCCACUGGGUGUCUUCCCGUUAAGUUGUUUUUGCUUUAGCUUUAGAUAUAAUUUUAUUUGUUCCUGUUAGGGUAAAUGUACCUCCUACACAUUUUUGUUACUUGUGUUUCUUUGGAACAAUGACUUCUGCAUUACUAAGAAACAAACCGAGAAAGGGUCAUGACCGAGUAGAAUUAAGCUUAGGUUGUGAUACACGUGUGGUUUAAUGCUGAAGAAAUGAAAAAUGAUAAUGUUGUUAGGUUGAGACA
Molecule: messenger RNA, 4515 nt
Organism: Jatropha curcas
Lineage: Eukaryota; Viridiplantae; Streptophyta; Magnoliopsida; Malpighiales; Euphorbiaceae
Product: Vps51/Vps67 family (components of vesicular transport) protein
Biological process (GO): intra-Golgi vesicle-mediated transport
Cellular component (GO): Golgi apparatus; COG complex
Source: RefSeq, a predicted model, not a curated record